CUCUCUGCUACAUUUAUCAAAAAGAAAUCCACGACUCAAUGUCUCUUCAAAAUUUCUUCAAAUUUCUCAAGAAAACAUCAGUUGAAGAAAGGGGAAGAAAACCUUCAGCACUUCCAAAGGGACUAUGUCGUCAAUUUUCACUAGCUGAGCUCAAAGCUGCCACCAACAACUUCGAUGAUGAUUUGAAAAUCGGUGAAGGUCGUCUUUGCCCACUGUACAAGGGCUUCAUUGAUGGAGGCUCCUUGGUUGUUGCCGUCAAACGCUUGAGUGGCCUAUCGUCAGGAUCAGUAGACGAAGAGUUCCGAAAUGUGGAACAAGGAGUUGAAGAGUUCCCAAAUGAGGUACAGGUACUCUGCCAGCUGCGCCACCAGAAUCUUGUCUCUCUCCUCGGGUUUUGUCACGAGGAGGAUGAGAGGAUCCUUGUGUAUGAAUAUGUGACCCAUGGGGGAUUGGAUGGUCAUCUUUUUAAGAAUGAUGAUCCCCUCCCAUGGAAGCGGAGACUAGAGAUAUGCAUUGGGGUAGCGCGUGGAUUACACUACCUUCACACAGGUGCAAAACUUUGGAUUAUCCCUAAUUGGUCCCUCUAGCUUCUCAA
Molecule: messenger RNA, 595 nt
Organism: Rubroshorea leprosula
Lineage: Eukaryota; Viridiplantae; Streptophyta; Magnoliopsida; Malvales; Dipterocarpaceae
Source: the annotation of a GenBank genome assembly